AUGUCGCUCUUCGACGACGACUCCUGUUCUCUCGACGACUCCGUCGCCUCUUCUUGCCUCCAGCCUGGCAUCCCAGCCGACUUCUCUUCGUCCUCCGCGUCUUCAGACCCUCGCUGCUCCCCUUCCCGCGACUCCGUAUGUCGCCGGAACAGUGAAUCUCCUACUUCUUUCUCUUCCUCUGUCGGGUCUUCUAGCGACCCUACGGGGAAACCGAUGGACGGAUUCGAUCCUGGACCCGUCUCCAACGGGUGUACCUACAGUUUAGACGAGAGACACAUGAUCUGGCGAAAGAAUGCUGCACUUCACUAUGCAGCAGUUCUCAGUCACAAAGUUGAAUGGCCUUCUAUGACGGUCGAGUUUCUGACGCCUCCGUCUUCGUCAGCGACGACUGGGCGCAGCGGCUCGGCUGCCGCUCUGCUGUCUCUGGGCUGCGACGCCUACGUUUCCCAUCGUCUGCUUCUCGGCACGUGCACGAAUGGCGAAGAGAAGAAUUACCUGACUAUUGCCGAGCUUCGGUGGCCGGUGCCUUGUCUCGAGGAAGAUCCUCUCAAGUGUGAAACGUAUUCAGGUUUCAUUCCGCCCCGCGCACGCGCCAAGUCUCUCCUGACCAACGCGGGCCUCUCGGGAGGCGCAGCGAAUGCGUCCAUGACGGCGGCCAGUGCUUCCCUAGCCAGUCAGCUCGUGCCUUCGUUGGAGACAAAGGCGAGGAUUCUUCACCCCGGAGAUUUAAUUCGAGCCACGCACAUGCCUCAGAAUGCGUUCAAUAUUGUCACCAUCAACGAGGACGGUGUCGGCAUGUACUGGAACUUCUCCAGGCACCCUUCCUUUCCGGCUGCCGACCAAGUGGUGGCAAAGCCGCAGUUUCUCCUUGCGCCGCCGCCGUCUGCCGUUGGGGCGAAGCUGCAAGCCGCCGCUUGGAUGCCUGGCAGUGAGAACGCGGGCUUCCUUUUCAGCUGUACAGACACCGGACUGGUGUGCUUGUGGGAUUUGCGGAAGAACGGCGCAAUGUUCAAGUCGAAAGACGCGAGCUCUUCGAGUCGUCUCGCACACGCAAGGAAAACCGUGUACGGCGGAAAUGUGACCAUCGCAGAGAGCACGCCGGAAAUCAGCCCCGCGACUUGCGUCGCGACCUCGUCGCCUGGUGCCGCGUUGAACGACAUCAAAGCUCAUCCGCGGUAUUCCGUGGUGGUCGCGACAGCAGGCGAGGACGGCGCCUUGCGGCUGUUUGACAUGCGACAAGCCCACAGAGAAGUCCUUUCUGCUCUCUCUGGGGGUCCGUCGAGUUCUGCCGUUCCGUCGCUUUCUGACGCUCAGGACAGCCUCGACAAAGACGCGACGCCCCCGCGACCGGCUCCUGCGUUUCCCCAAGCUGCCAAGCAGCGGAUAUAUUCUUCCCUCGCCGCUUCUGACGGCCCUCUCCCGUUGAACGCGCUCAGCUUCAACCGGCACAGCGAGAAUGUCGUGGCAGUCGGUUCCGCCCGAGGCGUCGUCUCGCUCUUUGACUUGCGACUGCCCACGCGGCCGUUCUUGUCUCUCGCUCACCACUCAGACGAGAUCACUGCGCUCCACUUUUCGCCUCUCUCGUCUGCGCUCCUCGCGUCUGCAUCGGCAGAUGGCGACGUGGUUCUCUGGGACCUGGGGGAGGGCAGCCGCGGAGGCGCCGUCUCAGCGUCGAUUCUGCGGCACGGCGAGCACCGCAAACAGGCGAGCCGCCAAGCGUGGGAAGCGCCUCUCGAGAAAGACGUGGAAAUGGACGCUGGCGCCGACGAAGGCCACGCGCGAAUGAACUCGGGCCGGGCUGGACGCCCGAGUGAGGCCGCAGAUGGCAGCAUGGACGAAGCAGAAGAUCUGGAAAACCAGAGUCAAUGCGCCAAUCGCAAACCUGUCAGUGCGUCCCUGCCGUCCUCGCCCUCUCUGUCUUCGACUCGGCGCCACCGUGUCUUUGUCCAUGCUGGCCACGCCGCUGGUGUCAGCGACUUUGCCUGGUGCAGCGAAGCCGCGUCUACCGGCGUAGGUGGAGCGGGCUGGGGAGGGCGGCGAAGCGAGCUGACGGAGAAAGGAAGGAUCGGCACACUCUUGGGGGCGAGCGUGGGGUGGGACAAUCGCGUGCAGAUCUGGCAGCCCUCGGAGCACCUGUUUGUCGACACACGCAAAGAACUGUGGUGA
Neospora caninum is the source of this 2166-nucleotide messenger RNA. RefSeq names its product putative histone-binding protein rba-1, related. The record is from RefSeq and is a predicted model, not a curated record. Gene Ontology annotation, molecular function: histone binding. NCBI's taxonomy places the organism in Eukaryota, Apicomplexa, Conoidasida, Eucoccidiorida, Sarcocystidae. Bases 1 to 2166 code for a protein of 721 amino acids. Gene Ontology annotation, biological process: regulation of gene expression. The transcript has 4 exons. Gene Ontology annotation, cellular component: nucleus.